This is a messenger RNA of Fraxinus pennsylvanica, 402 nucleotides long. NCBI's taxonomy places the organism in Eukaryota, Viridiplantae, Streptophyta, Magnoliopsida, Lamiales, Oleaceae. The record is from the annotation of a GenBank genome assembly.
AUGAGGAAGAAGAAUUUGCCGCUGAAGGCAAAUGCAAGAAUGAACCUGCAAAGUCCUCAAUAUCCUUGUAUUCUUAAGGAAGAGGAGGUGGGCGAUGACGAACUUGAAAGAAUGCUAGAAGAGCGAUAUAAGACAAGAGCUAAUUUCGUUACAUAUGCAGAUAAUGGUUAUGAGCAUAAAAGAUCAAUUGUGUUAAGGUCAUUGCGUUCUCUGAUUCUUGAAAUGGGGGCAUUGUCACGAUCAACCAGUGAUCGAAGCUUUGAAAAUGCUGCUUUACGUGCUCUUCGUAAGUUAUGGAACUUGAGGAGUUCAUUGAAUCUUUUGGGAACUACACUGGAUGUAGAAACUGGGGAAUGGAUAGAGCACUCAUUUGGAAUCGGGGUUGGUAUUGUUUGUUGCUAA